AUGUGUCGCUACGAGCUUCUGGGCCGAGGACUGCUGUAUUGGCAACGUCGAAAGUCCAAAGCAGAUAGAAAGCCAUCAUCAGGAAUGCUCCACGAGAUCCUACUCUCACUCUCAGGCCAACCGUCCCCUCUCUUCGCUUUCAAUACAGAAGAAGAUAUCGUCCCUGAGGAUGCUUUUCCACUGUCCCCUCCGGAGAAAGCCCUCCUCACAUCGCUCGCCCGUUUGAGUAGACUCCAUGCCAAACUUCGAGAACAGACGUCUCUAAUAUCAUCUUCACAUCCUUCGAUCAUCUGCCGUGCUGUUUCCUCAGCUAUAAACGCACAUCAUCUAGGAGGUUUUCAGAGGAAGAUUUUGGAAGUCGAGAAGGCAAUCUUGGCCGAGGAUAGUGCAUAUGUUGGCGGUUAUGGCAUCGUACCGUUGUCAACCAUCGUUGGGGAGUUUUCGCCUUGGACGAGGCGAUUAGAAUGGCUUUGGGAUGUUACCCGCUUCGUUCUUCCCGAAAACAGGACUAGUAGUGCACAUGGUUGUACAGGCUCCGCCCUGAUUGAUUAUCUUCGAACAGAAUCCCAAACAGGCUAUCUUGACCUCGAAGAAAUCGCGCUGCACCUGAUCACUGUGGCCGAAUCCGCGUGGAUAAGGCAGCUAUCGACGUGGCUACUGUAUGGAAAUCUGCCGAUCUUUGGGAAGGACGACUUUUUCAUUCAGAAGGAUAACUCGAGCCAAAUGGAUGAUUCGUCAUCCAUCACGAAUUUUGUAAUGCAGACAAGCCUACUCCCAAAGUUUGUUUCAUUGCACACGGCGUCGUCAAUCUUAUUUAUCGGGAAGACUUUGAAUCAUAUCACGGCGAAGCGGAAAGGUGCCACAAUGGGAUUUGAUUCUGGGGCACCGCCAGUAACUCUUCAGGGAGAGCAUAUUGCGCACCUCGCGUCGUUGGGAUCCCCAAUAUCAGCCUCAAAACUAUCCAACGCGGUAGAUUCUAUCCGCUUGUCCUUGUCACAAAGUGUUCUUUCGAAGCUACUGCCGUUACCCAAGAUCCUCGAGAUUCUUUCUGUGCUGCAUGAUUUUCUUCUACUGGGGCGCGGAGAAUUCGCUACUGCGCUUGUGUCUCAUGCUGAUGCCAGAUUGAGUGAGCGACAUCGAAUACCGGAGCUCCUCGCUGGCCGGGUCAGAGCGCAAACGGAGCUUGAAGGGCUUGUCGUCAAAGAUGGGGAUGUUGUACAUGCUCUGGCACACACAUGGGCCGAGCUUUAUUCUUUACAAAAUGAGGAAGACCCUGUGGAUGAAUCUCUUGAUCUUGCCCGAGACCUUGUUCGCUUAUCCAUCACUGACAGUAAGAAUAGACAUACAGUUGCAACGCACUCAGACGAGAUUGGAAGUGAUUUAGUAGCGGAGCUCUCGGACGUCUCAUUUGAGGACCUACUUUUUCCAACGCGAACUUCCAUCUCGGUUGAAGUACGUGCGCCCCUUGACCUGUUUCUAUCGACGUCCGAUAUCGCUGUGUACUCAAGGAUUCAUUCAUAUCUAUUGGGAAUUCGACGUGCGCAAAUACGAAUAAAUGAUCUCUGGAAGCACUCUUUUCUUCGAAAAAGUUAUCCUUCUCCAUGGGGCCCACCACGAAGCAACACUCCCUUUGGACAGAGUAAGCUUAAGCUGGGAAGGCAGAGAGACAAUAUCCGGCUUAGUCAAAUGAGACCAGUAUGGGCAACGAGUAGUGCUGCGCUCUUCGUCUUAUCAGAAAUUGGUAGUUUUUUCCAGGGUGAAGUUGUCAAUGGUUGCUGGCAGCAUUUUCGUGAGUGGAUUCAAGGUGGACUGGCCACUGCCACGUCCUCGACGAGCUCUCGACCUGAAACAUCUGCGUCUUUGAAAAGCAGGUAUAGCGACAGUCCGAUUGAGGGCAGAGUGGGUAUCGAUCAGUCAAGUCACUCUGCGCCGCAACGACUCGAUCCCGAAACUUUGACAGUCGCCCAUCAUCGCUAUCUAUUUUCCCUUGUUCAGUCACUGUUUUUGACAGAUAAACCAUUUACCGAGGCCCUUCGCUCGCUGCUUAGCUUGAUUGAUCAUUUUAUCGCACUUAUUAUUCGCCUAGAAAGUGUCCAGAAGAAUAUGGACUUGGAAACAGACGAAGGUGUGGUAGACGCCUUGGCCGACUACCCCAGGGAGGAGACAGAAUUAUUGGAAGCAUUAAGGACCGCGCGGAUGGAGGUCGAAAAGGGAAUCAGGGACGUCGUGGCUCGCCUGCGAGACAUUGAUGACAGUCGAUCGGGAGAGGGACGAAAGAUGCUUGAUCUUUUAAAGCAUGCCCGCGCUACUCCGCUCGCUGACAGAAAGAAUGGCAGCGGCGUGAACGCUCAAAUUUGCCAAUACUUGCCGCGAAAAACAGCUGGAGUUGAUCAACUUCUCAUGAAGCUGGACUUUGGGCAUGCCAAUGGAAGCCUCGGAACUACAGCUCCUGUGUUAGGCGACUCCUUUGAUUUGGAGUAG
Messenger RNA from Aspergillus fumigatus Af293, 2481 nucleotides. The record is from RefSeq and is a predicted model, not a curated record. NCBI's taxonomy places the organism in Eukaryota, Fungi, Ascomycota, Eurotiomycetes, Eurotiales, Aspergillaceae.